AAGUGAAGCCAGUAUCGUCCACUUGGAAACAGCCUCCACAAAUGGCCAUGAGGAACCACAGCACCAUCACCGAGUUCGUCCUCACUGGGCUGUCAGACGACCCCCGCAUCGAGGCUCUGCUCUUUGCGCUCUUCCUGGUGAUUUACCUCCUGACCAUGAUGGGGAACCUGACGAUGCUGCUGGUGAUCAGGGCUGACUCCCACCUCCACACGCCCAUGUACUUCUUCUUGAGUAAUCUAUCAUUCCUAGACCUCUGCUUCUCCUCUGUCACUGUGCCCAAGCUCCUCAAGGACCUCCUGUCUGAGAAGAAGACCGUCUCCAUAGAGGGCUGUCUGGCUCAGGUCUUCUUUGUGUUUUUCUCUUCAGGAACCGAAGCCUGUCUGCUCUCGGUGAUGGCCUAUGACCGCUAUGCUGCCAUCUGCCACCCCCUGCACUAUGGCCAGGUGAUGAGCAGCCGGCUCUGUGUGAGGCUGGUGUUGAUCUCAUGGGGUCUGGCCUCUCUCAAUGCAGUCAUCAUUGAGCUCUUGGCUAUUAAUCUGGAUUUCUGUGAUGCCCAAACCAUCCACCAUUACACCUGUGAGCUACCCUCCCUCUUCCCUUUGUCUUGCUCUGAUUUCUCCAUCAAUAACAGUAUCUUGAUCUGCUCAAUCUUACUCCAUGGAUCUGGAACCUUCCUCCCAAUAAUCUUCUCUUAUGCUCGCAUUGUCUCCACCAUUCUGAACAUCAUCUCCACCACAGGCAGAAGCAAGGCCUUCUCCACCUGCUCCUCCCACCUCAUUGCGGUGAUCCUGUUCUUUGGCCUAGGUAUGCUUCGCUAUCUCAUGCCUUCCACUGGUUCCUUCCUGGAUUUGCUCUAUUCCUUACAAUACAGUGUGAUCACACCCAUGCUGAAUCCCCUCAUCUACAGCUUCAAAAACAAGGAGGUAAAGGGAGCUGUGAAAAGGACUUUGGGGAAAUAUCUGCACUAUUGCACAGGUUGA
Messenger RNA from Odocoileus virginianus texanus, 980 nucleotides. RefSeq names its product olfactory receptor 8S1-like. NCBI's taxonomy places the organism in Eukaryota, Metazoa, Chordata, Mammalia, Artiodactyla, Cervidae. Gene Ontology annotation, molecular function: G protein-coupled receptor activity; olfactory receptor activity. Gene Ontology annotation, biological process: G protein-coupled receptor signaling pathway. Gene Ontology annotation, cellular component: plasma membrane. The record is from RefSeq and is a predicted model, not a curated record.